AUGGCAUUGGGAGCUGGGUUGCGGCGUCUCGCGGAGUCUGGUGACAAGCUGGAAAAGAAGUUUCGAAGAAGCCGAGCUACGCCCACCACCAUCGAGCCUUUCCCUUUCUUCGCUCUGGCCCGCGAGCUGAGAGACCUGGUCUAUGCAGAGAUUGCCGCCGACGUUCUGACGCACUCGUCGCCAGAUGGGGGUUACAACUUUGCAAUCGAGAACCUGGUGUAUCCGCCAGUGCUGCGACUCAGCAAGCAAUUCGCGAGUGAAUUGCAAGAGACCAUCAAUCGUCGUGCCGCAUCUCCCCCGAAGCUGAUCUUAACGGAUCAUGGCAUCAAGACCGACUUCGGCGUGCCAGAGUUUCCAGAAUUUUUCCUUCGCCAUUCAGCGAAAGUUCAGCAGCUCGACAUCAACCUCUCCUGCACCGUGGACUGGAGGCACCAUGAUCUGAGAGAUCAUGUGAACAUGGUCGGAACGGUGAUGGAGAUGUGUGGCCAGGCCAGCAGUGUCCACAUCAAGCUGUACAUGCAGCGGAAAGCCGGACAAACUAGCCAGGACUUCCACACUAUACUUCGAAGUUCGAGAAUAGAUCCAAAGGUCCAGGCUUUGAGGGUCUCCUCUAACUGCGUAAAGAGCUUCGGUAUAUACAGCUGCGAUCGCGCCAUUGCAAGCUACGCUGGAAUCGAAGAAGCUGUGGGAGAGACAACAAGUUUGAUUAAGAGGUGGACCGAGGGCACCGGUUGGCAGAUGACGCCAUAG
Messenger RNA from Sphaerulina musiva SO2202, 750 nucleotides. RefSeq lists its product as uncharacterized. The record is from RefSeq and is a predicted model, not a curated record. NCBI's taxonomy places the organism in Eukaryota, Fungi, Ascomycota, Dothideomycetes, Mycosphaerellales, Mycosphaerellaceae. The transcript has a single exon. The coding region runs from base 1 to 750 and encodes 249 amino acids.